GGAAGCUAAGGAUUUUUGGGGGAGAGAAUAAUUGAAGAAUCCCUUUUUCUCUUCUUUUAUAUAUAUAUAAUAGUUAUUUUUGCUUUCUUUCUGAUCAUUUGUGCUUGUUGAGCUAAUAAAUCCUAAGAAAUUAAGAAGAAGAAGAAGAUGUCAAACUGCAUAGAUGUGUCGUCGUCGUCAUCAUCAGAGCAACUGUGCUACAUCCCUUGCAACUUCUGCAAUAUAGUCCUUGUUGUAAGUGUACCAUGCAGCAGGUUGAAGGACAUGGUGACCGUCCGAUGUGGGCACUGCACCAAUCUCUGGUCUGCUAACAUGGCAGUCGCCUUUCAGUCACUCUCAUGGCAUCAAGAUGGUGUUCAGGGACCCAAUUAUAUAGCACCAGGUAACAGAAAUAUUGAUAAUCUGGGUUCCUCUUCCAAAUCCAACAAGUACUCACUGCGACAACUACCACCCACCAAUCCCUCUAAUGAGGAGAGGAUUGUGAAUCGACCUCCAGAGAAGAGGCAGCGAGUACCUUCUGCAUAUAAUCAAUUCAUAAAGGAGGAGAUUCAGAGGAUCAAAGCCAGUAAUCCAGAGAUCAGCCAUAGAGAAGCAUUCAGUACUGCUGCCAAAAAUUGGGCACAUUUCCCUCAUAUUCAUUUUGGGUUGAUGCUGGAGACCAACAGUAGCCAAUCUAAGCUGGACUAGGCAUCCGGGAAUGUCUCAUGACCAUGGCUGCACUACUGAACAAGUGAUGCUUUCACAGAGAAGAUUGGACGUGAAUAAAUUUUGUUAAUUAAUUUAAGUCUUAUGUAUAUGGCUCUGCUUGAUGUACCAUUAGAUAUACAAACAUAUAAGCCAUGUAUGCAAAGAAAUAAAGGCUGCUUUGAUAUUGCGUUGAUCA
Molecule: messenger RNA, 883 nt
Organism: Tripterygium wilfordii
Lineage: Eukaryota; Viridiplantae; Streptophyta; Magnoliopsida; Celastrales; Celastraceae
Product: axial regulator YABBY 5-like
Exons: 7
Coding region: 148-687 (179 amino acids)
Biological process (GO): cell fate commitment; multicellular organism development; abaxial cell fate specification
Cellular component (GO): nucleus
Source: RefSeq, a predicted model, not a curated record